Gilbertella persicaria is the source of this 390-nucleotide messenger RNA. RefSeq lists its product as uncharacterized. Bases 22 to 261 code for a protein of 79 amino acids. Lineage: Eukaryota; Fungi; Mucoromycota; Mucoromycetes; Mucorales; Choanephoraceae. The record is from RefSeq and is a predicted model, not a curated record. The transcript is spliced from 2 exons.
GCUCAAUAGAUCCUACUGGCCAUGUUUUGCUUUUGUUUCAUCUACGCCUUUGUCUUUUUUACUUUUUCCUCUCCUUUAGUUCUAAUCACAAUGAGAAUUAAAAAUAAAUGCUUUUUUUUUUAUGGCAAAGCAUUGACCAAUCAUUUUUUCUUAAUGGCGCAAUCAAUUGGCUUUGAAAAAAGGGUUAUUGCCAUCAUAUGUAUGUUAUCGUACAUGAAUUAUUUAUUGAAACCACUGAAUGUCGAACGCCUGGCUGUAUGAAUAUGACAUUGUUCCGAGCUUUAAUCGGCUUGUCCAACAUUUGUUUUUUUUUAAACAAGUAUAUGGACACAAGGGAACGAUUAAAUUGCCCAGUUAUUGACAUUUUAUAUAGCGUCAUGAUCUGCAUAG